AAUAGUACAAUCAGUUUGGCGGGAAUAUCUAACCGCAAUAUGGCUACUACUACACCAAGCCGGUCGACGGCCUCGUCUAUGCAGUCUCCUGCCCGGGGAACAUCUACCCCUCUUUCACCAACUCGCAUAUCUAGGCUUCAGGAGAAGGAGGAGUUGAGGCAUCUCAAUGACCGACUGGCCGUCUAUAUAGACCGCGUGCGUGCGCUGGAGCUGGAAAAUGACCGGCUGAUGGUGAAGAUUUCCGAAAAAGAGGAAGUUACCACACGGGAGGUUAGUGGCAUCAAGAACUUGUAUGAAUCAGAGCUUGCUGAUGCUCGGAAAGUUUUGGAUGAAACAGCCAGAGAAAGAGCCCGGUUGCAAAUAGAGCUGGGAAAAUUUCGAUCAGAUCUUGACGAGCUAACAAAAAACUACAAAAAAAAAGAUGCUGACCUGUCUACGGCACAGGGGCGUAUUAAAGACUUGGAAGCUCUCUUUCACCGAAGUGAAGCAGAACUUGGAACUGCACUCGGUGAGAAGCGAAGUCUUGAGGCAGAGGUAGCAGAUCUUCGUGCCCAGCUUUCCAAGACUGAAGAUGCCCAUGCUGUUGCUAAAAAACAGCUGGAAAAGGAGACCUUGAUGAGAGUUGACUUUGAAAAUCGCAUGCAGAGUUUGCAGGAGGAGAUGGACUUCAGAAAGAAUAUUUACGAGGAGGAGUCCCGUGAAACAAGGAAGCGUCAUGAACGCCGUAUAGUAGAAGUGGACAGGGGCCAUCAUUAUGACUAUGAAUCUAAAUUGGCACAAGCAUUGGAUGAACUCCGAAAACAACAUGAUGAGCAAGUGAAGAUGUACAAGGAAGAACUAGAACAAACCUAUCAAGCUAAGCUUGACAACAUCAAACGUUCUUCUGACCACAAUGAUAAAGCUGCCAACACUGCCCUAGAAGAAUUAACUGAGGCACGCAUGAGAAUUGAAACACUUGGUUACCAACUGUCAGGCCUGCAGAAACAGGCAAAUGCUGCAGAGGAACGUAUACGUGAGUUAGAAGAGUUGCUAAGCAGUGACCGUGACAAGUAUCGUAAACUUUUGGACUCCAAAGAAAGAGAGAUGGCUGAAAUGAGGGACCAGAUGCAGCAGCAACUAAAUGAGUAUCAAGAAUUGCUUGAUGUCAAACUUGCACUUGAUUUGGAGAUAAAUGCUUACCGCAAGCUGCUGGAAGGAGAAGAGGAAAGGUUAAAGCUUUCCCCAAGCCCAGAAUCACGAGUCACUGUCUCCAGGGCUACUUCCAGUAGCUCUUCUGCUACCCGUACCUCUAGGAGCAAAAGAAGGCGUGUUGAAGAGGAAUAUGAGGAAGGUGGGGCAAGUACAGGCUUGCGUGCUGGCACUUCCCUCGGUUCAAGCCGCAUCACUGCUAGUGAGGGUUCUAGCCGCACUAUUACUAGUGGCCAGAGCAGUACUACUCGAUUUCACUUGUCCCAGCAGGCUUCGGCCACAGGAAGUAUCAGUAUUGAGGAGAUUGAUUUGGAAGGAAAAUAUGUCCACCUGAAAAAUAACUCUGAUAAGGACCAGUCCCUUGGUAACUGGAGGCUGAAGAGAAAAAUUGGAGAGGAGGAGGAAAUAGUUUACAAAUUCACGCCUAAAUAUGUACUUAAAGCAGGGCAGUCUGUUAAGAUAUACAGUGCUGAUGCUGGGGUGGCUCACAGCCCCCCUUCCAUUUUAGUGUGGAAGAACCAGAGUUCCUGGGGUACAGGCAGCAACAUUAGAACAUACUUGGUUAACACUGAAGAGGAGGAAGUAGCUGUGAGAACAGUUACAAAAUCUGUCUUAAGAAAUGUAGAGGAGGAAGAGGACGAAGACGCAGACUUUGGUGAGGAAGAUCUCUUUCACCAGCAGGGUGAUCCAAGAACAACAUCCAGAGGCUGCUCUGUCAUGUAAACAACAUUCAUAACAUCCUCCUUUUUUUUUUUUUACUUACUCCCAGAGCCACUGAUAUCUAUUUUUAUAUGCAAGUUCAGGUUAUGUCUUCUGUAUUUUAUGCCUUUCAUUUGUUAAGCGUGAGCUUAAAGGAAGUGAAGAGUUACCUAAUGCCAUAAAUAACUUGCAAGGCUUUUGUUUUUUUCAGUUUUCCACUUGUAGUGGUUGCAAAACGUACUGCUAUGUUUUUAAGUAUUUGUGUUCUAAUAUGGCACAAUUUUACCUAUUCAUAGAAGACAAUGGUUUUAAUGAUUACCAAACAUGUGCUGCAUGAAUCAUGUUGAGCAUAAAAUAUGAGGUGGCUGUUUGUAACACUAAUAUUUUGAUUUGACUUUUGUCCAGAAUUGGAUAAAAAUUGUCUGGUUAGAAGUCCAUACUAAAGAUGAUAUACAGAUGUAACUCGUAGGAAUUAAACCAUGUUAAUUGUUUAGGAAGUUUUAGAAUACAAUUGCUAUUGCAGAAUGUGAUCACUAUUUCAGUAGUACUGAAGUCUCUUUCACACCUCAAAUUAGCAACUAUCUAGAUCUUAAAGUUAUCCUUCUGCUUCUGGUGUAGUCUUCUAUAUGUGCGCAGCUGCAAAAUUCCUAAGACUGACUAGAUUUUACACUUUUUUUGUUAAUAGAAACAAAGGUUGAUUUAGCCUGUCCUUGAUUUAUGUUUAGGCACAUGUUGCCUAUAGGUGUCCCAACAACUAUUGUCAUUGCUCAGGCAGUUCCCACUAUGUGCAUAAUUACCUCAUAUAGCAUUGAACGUUGUCAGGAGCCCACUUUAGAAAUAUGUAGAUUUUAUUUGUUUCUUAGACUUAGCCACUACAUAAUAAUUGUUGGUACAUUUAUUGAGCAGGCAGUAUUUCCAAUUAUGAAUGGGUUGCUACUUUAAUUGCAAGGAAGCUGCAAGCAUUGAGAGGAAAUAGAAAAUAUAGCCUUUAAUAUGACUAUGAAGAUUUUCAUUCAUCCAGGUCAUAGUAUAUCUAGUAUAGGUCAAUCUAAAAACAACUGGACUUGCUGAGUAAUCAAUGAAGACGUUUCACUACUCAUCCGAGCAGUUUCUUCAGUUGAUUUUAAGUAGGGGUAUAUUUCCCCUGUAGUCCACUGCCAUUCUUUUUUUUUUUUCAACUAGAACAAUAACAAUUUAUAUUUUUUUUCCUAGUUGCAAUUGAAACCAAUACUUUUAUAUAGCAGACUAAUGGUUUCAAGUACAUUUUCAUUUUUUUUUUGUUUUUUUUUUAUUUCAAAUAUGUGGGUAAUGUAUUUUUUAAUAACAGCUCACAUCUGCACAUGAAAGAACAGAGGGAUGAAGGGAAG
This is a messenger RNA of Xenopus laevis (African clawed frog), 3254 nucleotides long. It is a transcript of the gene lmnb2.L, whose product is annotated as lamin B2 L homeolog. Lineage: Eukaryota; Metazoa; Chordata; Amphibia; Anura; Pipidae. Gene Ontology annotation, biological process: nuclear migration; heterochromatin formation; nuclear envelope organization. The record is from RefSeq and is marked provisional. Gene Ontology annotation, molecular function: structural constituent of cytoskeleton. Gene Ontology annotation, cellular component: nuclear envelope; nuclear lamina; nuclear matrix.